CGCGGCGGGGCGAGGUCGCCGCCAUGGCCCGCUGGAUCCCGACCAAGAGGCAGAAGUACGGGGUUGCUAUCUAUAACUACAAUGCUUCUCAAGAUGUGGAGCUCUCCUUGCAGAUUGGAGACACGGUUCACAUCCUGGAGAUGUAUGAGGGUUGGUACAGAGGAUAUACCCUCCAAAAUAAAUCUAAAAAGGGGAUUUUCCCUGAAACGUACAUCCAUUUGAAGGAGGCAACCGUGGAAGACCGAGGGCAGCACGAGACCGUGAUUCCUGGGGAGCUCCCACUGGUGCAGGAGCUCACGUCGACGCUGCGAGAAUGGGCUGUCAUCUGGCGCAAGCUCUAUGUGAACAACAAGGCCAUACUCUUCCACCAGCUGCAGCAGAUGACGUACAGCCUGAUUGAGUGGCGGUCCCAGAUCCUGUCUGGAACCCUCCCCAAGGACGAACUGGCAGAGCUCAAGAAAAAGGUCACAGCCAAAAUUGAUCAUGGGAACAGAAUGCUUGGGUUAGAUCUGGUCGUGAGAGAUGACAACGGGAACAUUUUGGACCCAGAUGAAACCAGCACCAUUGCCCUUUUCAAGGCCCAUGAAAUGGCCUCAAAAAGGAUUGAGGAAAAGAUCCAGGAAGAAAAGUCAGUUCUUCAGAACCUGGACUUGCGGGGCCAGUCUGUCUUCAGUGCCGUCCACACCUACGGCCUCUAUGUGAACUUCAAGAACUUUGUCUGCAACAUUGGGGAAGACGCCGAGUUGUUCAUGGCCCUCUAUGACCCGGACCAGUCGACCUUCAUCAGUGAGAAUUACCUAAUUCGUUGGGGCAGUAAUGGGAUGCCCAAGGAAAUAGAGAAGCUUAAUAACCUUCAAGCAGUUUUUACUGACCUCAGUAGCACAGACCUCAUCCGGCCCCGCAUCAGCCUUGUGUGCCAGAUUGUCCGGGUGGGCCACAUGGAGCUGAAGGAGGGCAAAAAGCACACGUGUGGGCUCCGAAGACCGUUUGGAGUAGCAGUGAUGGAUAUUACUGAUAUCAUCCAUGGGAAGGUGGAUGAUGAAGAAAAGCAGCAUUUUAUUCCCUUUCAGCAAAUUGCAAUGGAAACCUAUAUCCGGCAGAGACAGCUAAUCAUGUCGCCCCUGAUAACAUCCCAUGUGAUUGGGGAGAAUGAGCCACUCACUUCAGUCUUGAAUAAAGUGAUAGCAGCGAAGGAAGUGAAUCACAAAGGACAAGGACUUUGGGUAUCUUUGAAGCUUUUGCCAGGUGACCUCUCACAGGUUCAGAAGAAUUUUUCACACCUGGUGGAUAGAUCAACUGCAAUCGCCCGAAAAAUGGGCUUUCCUGAAAUAAUACUUCCAGGGGACGUGCGGAAUGAUAUUUAUGUCACCCUGAUCCACGGGGAGUUUGACAAAGGGAAAAAGAAGACGCCAAAGAACGUGGAGGUGACCAUGUCUGUGUAUGAUGAGGAGGGCAAGCUCUUGGAGAAAGCAAUUCAUCCUGGUGCCGGAUAUGAAGGCAUUUCAGAGUACAAAUCAGUAGUCUAUUACCAAGUCAAGCAGCCCUGUUGGUAUGAGACUGUCAAGGUAUCCAUUGCUAUAGAAGAGGUUACUCGCUGCCAUAUAAGAUUUACCUUCCGACACAGGUCAUCUCAGGAAUCCAGAGAUAAAUCGGAACGAGCCUUUGGCGUGGCCUUCGUGAAACUGAUGAACCCGGACGGUACCACUCUGCAGGAUGGGAGGCAUGAUCUGGUGGUUUACAAGGGUGACAACAGGAAAAUGGAAGAUGCUAAGUUCUAUCUGACCCUGCCAGGAACUAAGGUAGAGAUGGAAGAAAAAGAGCUCCAAGCGUCCAAAACCCUGGCCAACUUUACCCCAAGCAAGGACAGCACAAAAGACAGCUUUCAGAUCGCCACCCUCAUUUGCUCCACAAAACUCACCCAGAAUGUUGACCUGUUGGGCCUGUUAAAUUGGCGUUCGAACUCCCAGAACAUUAAACACAACUUAAAGAAGUUAAUGGAAGUGGAAGGAGGCGAGAUUGUUAAGUUUUUGCAAGAUACACUAGAUGCACUUUUUAACAUAAUGAUGGAAAUGUCAGACAAUGAAACCUAUGACUUCCUUGUGUUUGAUGCACUGGUAUUUAUUAUCUCACUGAUAGGAGACAUCAAGUUCCAGCAUUUUAAUCCUGUCCUCGAAACCUACAUCUAUAAGCACUUCAGUGCCACUCUGGCAUACGUGAAACUCUCCAAGGUACUGAACUUCUAUGUGGCUAAUGCAGAUGACUCCAGCAAGACAGAAUUGCUUUUUGCUGCUUUGAAAGCCCUAAAGUACUUGUUUCGAUUCAUCAUCCAAUCUAGAGUACUCUACUUGAGAUUUUACGGCCAAAGCGAAGAUGGAGAUGAAUUUAAUAAUUCAAUCCGCCAGUUAUUUCUUGCUUUCAAUAUGCUAAUGGACAGGCCCCUGGAGGAAGCUGUCAAGAUCAAGGGGGCAGCUCUGAAGUACCUUCCUAGUAUCAUUAACGACGUCAAACUUGUGUUUGAUCCCGUGGAGCUCAGCGUGCUCUUCUGCAAGUUCAUUCAAAGCAUCCCUGACAACCAGUUAGUUCGCCAGAAACUGAACUGCAUGACCAAGAUAGUGGAGAGCAAUCUUUUCUGGCAGUCCGAGUGCAGAGAGGUGCUGCUGCCGCUGCUGAUCGACCAGCUCAGCGGCCAGUUAGAUGACAACUCCAGCAAGCCAGACCAUGAGGCCAGCUCGCAGCUUCUGAGCAACAUCCUGGAAGUGCUGGACAGGAAGGAUGUGGGCCCCACGGCGAUGCACAUCCAGCUGAUAAUGGAACGGCUGCUGAGAAGGAUCAACCGGACCGUGAUUGGGAUGAGCCGACAAUCUCCCCAUAUUGGGAGCUUUGUGGCGUGUAUGAUUGCGACCCUGAGGCAGAUGGAUGACAGUCACUACAGCCACUAUAUCAGCACUUUCAAGACCAGACAAGACCUCGUUGACUUCCUCAUGGAGACUUUCAUCAUGUUUAAGGAUCUGAUUGGAAAGAAUGUCUAUGCCAAAGACUGGAUGGUCAUGAAUAUGACCCAGAGCAGAGUUUUCCUCCGUGCGAUAAAUCAGUUUACUGAGGUUCUCACAAAGUUCUUCAUGGAUCAGACAAGCUUUGAACUUCAGCUCUGGAACAAUUACUUCCAUUUGGCAGUAGCAUUUCUCACCCACGAGUCCCUUCAGCUUGAAACCUUCUCUCAAGCCAAGCGCAACAAAAUUGUCAAAAAAUACGGAGACAUGAGAAAGGAAAUCGGCUUCAGAAUCCGGGACAUGUGGUAUAACCUGGGUCCCCACAAAAUCAAAUUUAUCCCCUCCAUGGUGGGUCCAAUUCUAGAGGUCACCCUGACCCCUGAGGUUGAGCUCCGGAAAGCCACCAUCCCCAUUUUCUUUGACAUGAUGCAGUGUGAGUUCAACUUUAGUGGGAACGGCAAUUUCCACAUGUUUGAGAACGAGUUGAUCACAAAGCUGGACCAAGAGGUGGAAGGGGGCAGAGGAGAUGAACAAUACAAGGUCCUUCUGGAAAAACUGCUCCUAGAACAUUGCCGGAAACAUAAAUACCUCUCCACCUCUGGAGAAGUGUUUGCAUUCCUGGUCAGCAGCCUGUUAGAGCACCUAUUGGACUACAGAACCAUUAUCAUGCAUGACGAGAGCAAGGAGAACCGCAUGAGCUGUACUGUGAACGUGCUGAAUUUUUACAAAGAAAAGAAGAGAGAGGACAUAUACAUAAGGUACUUGUACAAGCUGCGGGAUUUGCACCGAGACUCUGAAAACUACACAGAAGCCGCCUAUACCCUCCUCCUACAUGCUGAGCUGCUGCAGUGGUCUGAUAAGCCCUGUGUACCCCAUUUGCUUCAGAGGGACAGUUACUAUGUCUAUACCCAGCAAGAGCUUAAAGAGAAGCUGUACCAAGAAAUCAUAUCAUACUUUGACAAAGGCAAAAUGUGGGAGAAGGCCAUCAAACUGAGCAAAGAGUUGGCUGAGACAUAUGAGAGCAAAGUAUUUGACUACGAGGGCCUCGGCAACCUGCUGAAAAAAAGAGCCUCGUUUUAUGAGAACAUCAUUAAAGCAAUGAGGCCUCAGCCUGAAUACUUUGCCGUUGGAUACUACGGACAGGGCUUUCCUUCUUUCCUCCGGAACAAAAUCUUCAUCUACCGGGGGAAGGAGUAUGAGAGGCGAGAAGACUUCAGCCUGAGGUUGCUGACCCAGUUCCCCAAUGCCGAGAAGAUGACCAGCACCACGCCCCCGGGAGAGGACAUCAAGUCGUCCCCAAAGCAGUACAUGCAAUGUUUCACCGUAAAGCCGGUGAUGAGCCUGCCGCCCAGCUACAAGGACAAACCAGUUCCAGAGCAGAUCUUAAACUACUAUAGAGCCAAUGAAGUGCAGCAGUUCAGAUAUUCCAGGCCAUUCCGGAAAGGAGAGAAGGAUCCAGACAAUGAAUUUGCUACCAUGUGGAUCGAAAGGACCACGUAUACAACUGCAUACACCUUUCCUGGGAUUCUCAAGUGGUUUGAAGUCAAACAAAUUUCAACGGAGGAAAUCAGUCCCCUGGAGAAUGCCAUAGAAACCAUGGAACUCACCAAUGAGAAGAUCAGCAACUGUGUCCAGCAGCAUGCCUGGGACCGAGCCCUCUCUGUGCACCCUCUCUCCAUGUUGCUCAGUGGCAUCGUGGACCCGGCUGUCAUGGGGGGCUACUCCAACUACGAAAAGGCUUUUUUUACAGAAAAGUACUUGCAGGAGCAUCCCGAAGACCAGGAGAAGAUUGAGCUGCUAAAACGACUGAUAGCAUUGCAGAUGCCCCUGCUGACAGAGGGGAUCCGCAUCCACGGGGAGAAGCUGACAGAGCAACUAAAGCCGUUGCAUGACCGGUUGUCUUCUUGUUUCCGGGAACUCAAAGAGAAAGUGGAAAAGCUCUAUGGUGUCAUAACACUGCCACCCACCUUGACUGAGAGGAAGCAAAGCCGCACAGGGUCUAUUGUACUACCCUACAUCAUGUCAUCUACGCUGCGGAGAUUGUCCAUCACCUCAGUGACUUCCUCAGUGAUUUCCACCUCUUCUAACUCAUCCGAUAAUGCUCCUUCCAGACCAGGAUCUGAUGGGUCAAUCCUGGAGCCACUUUUGGAGCGCAGGGCUUCAUCAGGUGCCAGAGUUGAAGAUCUGCCCCUCAAAGAGGACAGUGAGAACCGGAUCAGCAAGUUCAAGAGAAAAGACUGGAGCCUCAGCAAGUCCCAGGUCAUUGCAGAGAAAGCGCCAGAACCUGAUCUGAUGAGCCCAGCCCGAAAAGCGCAAAGACCAAAGAGUCUCCAGUUGUCGGACAAUCGGCUGACGCCAUUUCAUGGUUCUUCACCUCCUCAGUCGACGCCCUUGAGCCCACCUCCACUCACUCCUAAGGCCACCAGGACCCUAAGCUCCCCAUCUUUGCAGACAGAUGGGCUGAUGACUACUACUGUCCCGCCUCCCCCUCCCCCCAAAAGCAAGCCCUACGACAGCAGCCAGAGGAACUCCGCGGAGAUUGCCCCUCCACUUCCGGUCCGCAGAGAAGCCAAAGCCCCACCCCCACCACCUCCCAAAGCUCGGAAAUCUGGCUUCCUUUCUUCUGAGCCUGGAUCCCAGUAA
Odobenus rosmarus divergens (Pacific walrus) is the source of this 5633-nucleotide messenger RNA. It is a transcript of the gene DOCK5, whose product is annotated as dedicator of cytokinesis 5. The transcript has 52 exons. Gene Ontology annotation, molecular function: guanyl-nucleotide exchange factor activity; GTPase activator activity; small GTPase binding. The record is from RefSeq and is a predicted model, not a curated record. Gene Ontology annotation, biological process: cell migration; small GTPase-mediated signal transduction. Gene Ontology annotation, cellular component: plasma membrane; cytoplasm. Lineage: Eukaryota; Metazoa; Chordata; Mammalia; Carnivora; Odobenidae. The coding region runs from base 24 to 5633 and encodes 1869 amino acids.